Jatropha curcas is the source of this 1927-nucleotide messenger RNA. NCBI's taxonomy places the organism in Eukaryota, Viridiplantae, Streptophyta, Magnoliopsida, Malpighiales, Euphorbiaceae. The record is from RefSeq and is a predicted model, not a curated record.
UAAGACGCACAGCACAGCAAAUUCUUCUGCAACUGGGUUCUUUCUCUCUUUCUUGAUCUGAUAUCAGCGAGUUCAGAAACAAGCGGCUCGUGUUUUUCCAUUCCUAUGAUAAUGGCGAUAUGGGUUUGUUCAAAGAAAGUGUUUCUUUUAUAAAGAAAAGGUUACAUUUAUAGAGAAAGAGAAGCAUAGAAUAGGAGGGAACUGUUUCAAACGUACUGCAGCAAUCGGGAGUGGGCUUCCAUAGAUAAGAAUUAAGCUUCAAAUGGAUAAUUCUUCAAAUUAUGAUGAUGGUUCUGAUCUGGGUUAUCUACCUUCACCUUCAUCAACUGAAACUCCCGGGUUUUCAACAAGAAGAGGCGACUCUUUCUUGUUUCGACGGACUUAUUCAGAAACUUCAGCCUUUUCUGAGCCUACAGAUGACCACAGCUGUUCAAGCGAACCUUCUCAUUGUCAUUGGCCAGCAGACAAGUUUUUAGCUCACGACCAGCCUGUGCUUGGAAAACUAAGAGUGAAUACAAAACAACAGAAGCAAAUUGUCAACGAUCAAGAGUCGGUAGAUGCAGAACUUGAACUGAUGAAAGAAAGAUUUGCUAAGCUUUUGCUUGGUGAAGACAUGUCAGGAAGUGGCAAAGGUGUUUGCACAGCUACAACUAUCUCAAAUGCCAUUACCAAUCUCUAUGCUACUGUGUUUGGACAUAAUUUGAGGUUAGAGCCACUUAAGCCUGAGAAGAAGGCGAUGUGGAAAAGAGAAAUGGAUUGUCUUCUGUCUGUUUGUGAUUACAUUGUAGAAUUUAUCCCAAAAUCACAGAAUUUAAAAGAUGGAACUGCUUUAGAGAUUAUGGAAAGCAGACCUCGAUCUGAUAUUUACAUCAACCUUCCUGCAUUAAGAAAGCUCGACGCAAUGCUCAUUGUAAGACGAGCUUUAUUUUGCUUAAAACAGAUCAAUUCUGCUGUUUUUUUUUCUCAAGGCCAUAGCUCACAAAUUUUUUUUUUUUUAAUUUUACAGGAAAUAUUGGAUAGUUUCCAAGAUACAGAAUUCUGGUAUGCAGAACAAGGAAGCAUGUUAGCAAAUUCAACUCGUGCUGGUUCAUUUCGCAGAGUGAUUGUACAGCGAAAAGAAGAGAAAUGGUGGGUGCCAGUUCCAUGUGUUCCUCCAGGUGGUCUAACAGAAAAGUCAAGAAAGCAUUUGAGACACAAACGCGAUGCUGCUAAUCAAAUUCACAAAGCAGCAAUGGCUAUUAAUAGUAGUAUUCUCGCUGAAAUGGAUAUUCCAGAUACAUACAUGGCAUCUCUUCCAAAGAGUGGAAGAGCAAGCCUUGGCGACACAAUUUACCGUUAUAUGUGUUCAACAGAUAAAUUCUCCCCCCACCAUGUUCUGAACCGUCUGAAUAUGGCAUCAGAACAUGAAGCACUUGAGCUUGCAGAUCAAAUAGAAGCUUCAAUGUACACAUGGAGGCGUAAAGCAUGCUUGAGUAAUUCAAAAUCAUCUUGGGGCAUGGUUAAAGAACUAAUGUCUGAUGUUGAUCGGACGGACAAAAAUCAUGUUUUAGCAGAAAGAGCAGAGAGCUUGCUCUUCUGCUUAAAGCAAAGAUAUCCUGAACUUGCACAGACAUCUUUGGACACUUGCAAGAUUCAGUACAAUAAGGAUGUGGGACAAGCAGUCCUAGAGAGCUACUCAAGAGUUUUAGAGGGGCUAGCAUUCAACUUAGUUGCUUGGAUUGAAGAUGUUCUUUUUGUAGACAAAUCAGUACGAAACCAAGAUUAAGGAUUAUCUUAAUCCAGGAGUAGUCUUUUCCUUAUUCCAACAAUCAGCACAACACAAGCUUCAGGCUUUAGGGAAUAUUGUUUACUUGUUUUUGCAGUUAAAUUGGUAGUUGCUAAACCUGUGAGGAACUAGGUGAUUAAUCUAUUAAUUACUUUCAAGAAA